This is a messenger RNA of Neocloeon triangulifer, 1821 nucleotides long. Its product is annotated as circumsporozoite protein-like. The coding region runs from base 447 to 1241 and encodes 264 amino acids. The transcript has 5 exons. The record is from RefSeq and is a predicted model, not a curated record. NCBI's taxonomy places the organism in Eukaryota, Metazoa, Arthropoda, Insecta, Ephemeroptera, Baetidae.
UGGUAAAUAUUAAAAUUUGGCAAAAAAUACCCUGAAACCACACAGUGGCAUCCAACUAAAUGUUUUUUUUAUGUUAGCAAGAUGAAAUCUAAAAUAAAAUAAAAAUUUUAAAAUGUACAGCAAUAGCGUACAUUUUAAAACGCUUUUUUCACUUUUCCUUACAAAUUUUUCCCUGUCGAGAGGCUUGCUAUAAUUAUUAAAAAAUUGUUGAAACUGGGUAAAUCCAAACCGUAAAAUACUAACAAAAAGGCUGCCUGUUAAAUUUUAAAUUUCCAUGACCAAUUUUUACGAGGUAUCAAAGCGCUUUUCGUGUUUCCAUCUCCACCCAGGAAAUGAAGCCAUACACCUGCCACAGAAUAAUGAUGAUUCUGAUGCUGUUCCACUCGCGCUACACCAGUCGGAGUAGCACCAGAAAACCACGCAAAUGCGUUGUGAAGCGCUAAAAUAUGCAACUAUGGACUAAGCUUUAUGGAAUAAGCAACUUCAUCACGAUAGUGCAUCUCUCCGGUGUGUGCUUUGGACAGUUGUUUUUUGAUCCAAAAUUUUUAUCACCACCAAAGAUAAUAAUCCAAUCGGUCAAGCAAUCUAGAGGCUACAUAAUUAAAUGCUGCGGAGGCCAAUCGUGCACCGGGUCUUCGUCUGGAAACGGAUCAGACUACUAUGAUGAAGGCAAUGCGGGUGGUGGAAACGGAGGGGGUGGAAAUAUGAAGACAACGGCACCUGCAGAUGAAAAAACUACUGCGGGUGAUGGCGGAGGAUCAAGUGCUGGCGGCGAUACAACAGCCGCAGGAGGAGACACGACUGCUGCUGGAGGAGACACUUCCGCCGCCGGAACGGACACAACUGCUGCAGGAAGCGACACAACGGCUGCGGCUGCAGCAGGCGACACAACAGACACAACGGCUGCAGCUGCAGCAGGCGACACAACGGAUACAACGGCUGCAGCUGGCGACACAACAGACACUCCUGCUGCUUUGAAGAUGGACCCUGCAGGCAUCAUUCAGAGAAAAGGGACAAAACCAAAGAAAAUUUCCGAAAAUCAAAAGAAAUCCAGAGGGACAAAGAAAAAAGAAAAGACCUACAAAAUCAGGGUGAUCGACUCGAAAAAUCAAAAGCAGGUGAAGAAUUCCAAUGCAAAGAAUAAGGUCAAGCGCGUCCAUAUCAACCUGGGCGCCGGCAAGAAUGGCAAGCUGGAAAAAGUUAAGAAAAACUUGCAGGGUGAGAGCGUAAAACUGUUUUGACAGCACGGGACGAGGGAGCAGCCAAGGAUGUCAAAGAGGACUAGGACGAUGCGGUGCAGUUUUUCCAUGAACUAUUUUCUUAUCAAUUACAAAGAAAUCAACUAACAAAAAAAAUUCGACUUGAUCGGUUGUGUGCAUUGAGGUCAAAUAAUAAAUUAUUAUCAAAUGAGGGAGGUCAAUUGUCGAUUGCAACUCAAUUUCAUGUAAUUUCCAGGUGCAAAUAGGAUACGAGAAAAUUGCUGCAAUUUUGAAAAAUGUUAGAAUGCAAUUUCUAACAAAAAUAUUUAAAAUAUAAGACCAGAUCAAAAAUUGAAUGCCUUUAGCAUAUAAAAUGAUUUUGAUUUUUACAGCUGUUUUGUCGAUUUCCUGUUUGAAAAUUUAGGUUACCAUUUUGUUAACUAAAAUGAAAAAUGGAAACAAACUAGGAUUCGGAAUGAUCCGCAAUUUUCAAGGUUUCCAUUUGAUUUUCAUCUUUUCAUCACAGAAAAACAUUUUGCCCUUUUAACCAAAAUUCAGAUUUCAGCAAUAUAAAAAAAUUCUGUUAAAAUUUUCAGUAGGUUUAAACUAUUUCAUAUAUUGU